CUUUAUUUUAUCACAUUUAUCAUUGAUAAAUGAGUCGCAAAAUGGUGGCAUAGCAUACCCAUUCUAUGUAGAGCCUUACUACAACUGGAUUCGAACUAUCUAGGUAUUGACUAUUCUGCAUGACAAAAUAAGUUAAUUUGUCAUGCUAUUCUGUAUUUCUGACUUCUGUGAGACUGUGACUGAAGUACUGAAUUACUAAUCUAACUAGUUGUAACUUGUACUAACUGAUUUAACCGAUGUGUUUCGGUCAUAAUAAUAUAAUUAAUAAUAACAAUUAACAAGUAAUAAUAGUACCUACCUAAGAUAAUUCUUCUGAAGAGAGUAGAAAUGUUGGAAACAGAAGACGUUUUUGAUGAUUGGUUUUUUAACUCUUUCAAAAGGUAUCAUAAACUGCAAAUGUUUGGUGUGGAUAAACCAAUAUUUUCAAUGGAACUGAGUUGUGAUUCCUCAGUGUGUUUAGCGUGUGAAAAACCUGGAGAAAAUGGUUUUGAAGUAUUGAAUUUGGAACUUCCAAAUAAGCUUUACCAAAUUGAAAAUGAACACGAUUCAAUAAGCACGAGUAGAGAUUUGAAAAUCAAAUGUGGCACUUUAACUGAUAAUCGAUUAAUUGAUAUGAAAACUCUCUUUGGAAAAUCUAAAACAAUUUUAUCUGAAGAAGGAGUUGGUAAAGUUUCAAUAUAUGAUAUGGAUCCCCACAAAUCAGAUCAAAUGAUUCCAUUGGUGAAUAUUGAUAACAAAGUGGAGAAUGCACAUUUAGCUGUUGAUUGUACAACUGAUACCUUAAUAAUAUGGGGAAAAGAAAAUUCUUGUCAUACAGGUUGUGUAUUUAACAUGGGAAACAAUACGAAAACACUCAUGAUCAGAGAUGUGACCAACGACCCAGAAUGCAUUUAUACACCUCAUUUCAUUUCUAAAAAUGAAUUGGUUGUUCAAAAUUCAGAAAAUGGAUCAUUUGAUCUGUAUGAUUUAACUAGUGGUCAGCAUGUGAAAAAUAUUCAUUUACCUGAGGCUGAUAGUUAUGCAAAAUGGUUUUUAAACACUGCAUAUACAAGUUCUAAAGAAACAACCACAUUAAAUUUAACAUUAAUUUCUAAUUCUGGAACUUUACUUACAUAUGAUUUGAGAAAUUGUAAGACUCCAACAAUGUAUCAAAGGGAAUUGUUUCCAAAAUGUAAUAACAAUAUAAACAUUAGCCUUGACCCUACUAAUCCACAAAAUUAUGCUGUUAGUGGAUUUGAUGGUAAUGUGUAUAUAAUAGAAGUAUCUGAUUGUAAUACCAACUUGAAACACAAGUUUAAACAUGAAGGACAUAUGUUCACUGAAGAUGAAGAUUUAUGUCAAAAUACAGUUACAAGUAGUACAUUAUGGCUACCAAUGUGUGGACGUGACACACUGUUAUCGACUGCAAUUGAUGGAUCAAUUCAAGGAUGGCAAUAUAUUUCAUAAAAAAAAAUAACAAUAAUAAUUACAUUUUAAUGUUGUACAAAAAGUCUGAUAUAAUUAAAUAUUCUAUUAAUAAU
Messenger RNA from Acyrthosiphon pisum (pea aphid), 1520 nucleotides. Its product is annotated as WD repeat-containing protein 73. The transcript has 5 exons. Bases 328 to 1446 code for a protein of 372 amino acids. Gene Ontology annotation, cellular component: spindle pole; cytosol. NCBI's taxonomy places the organism in Eukaryota, Metazoa, Arthropoda, Insecta, Hemiptera, Aphididae. Gene Ontology annotation, biological process: cytoplasmic microtubule organization. The record is from RefSeq and is a predicted model, not a curated record. Gene Ontology annotation, molecular function: protein binding.